UGCGUAAAAGCGCUCAUUAUAUGCUGGAAGGACCAGUGACCACGAGGGAAAGGCUGGGCUGAUUAACAGAUGCAGGGCAGAUGGUGCUGAUGGCUGAGGACACUGCAUUCCGCUCCAAAAUCCCUGUUUCUCUGGAUAUAGUGGUUGCUGUGGUUUACUCCGUUUUUGGUGUAAGCUCACUUGUGGGCAACAUAACUCUGCUGUGCAUCUCCUACAAGAAGAGGCACCUGCUGAAGCCUGCAGAGUUCUUCAUCAUCAACCUCGCUAUCAGUGACCUGGGCCUCACCCUGUCCCUCUACCCCACGGCGAUAACUUCAAGCAUAUACCACAGGUGGCUAUAUGGGAAAACAUUCUGCUCUAUCUAUGCAUUCUGUGGCAUUUUGUUUGGCCUCUGCAGUCUGACAACACUGACCUUGCUGAGCAUGGUGUGCUUUGUGAAAGUAUGUUAUCCACAUUAUGGAAACAGGUUUAACUCUCUUCAUGGCCAGCUGCUCAUUGCCUGUGCAUGGGUCUACGCCCUGAUGUUCGCCUGCUCCCCACUGUUCCAUUGGGGAGAGUAUGGACUGGAGCCUUAUGGUACCGCCUGCUGCAUUGACUGGCGCCUGUCCAAUCAACAUCCCACAGCACGCUCUUAUACCGUGGCCCUGUUUGUUUUCUGCUACAUCAUCCCAUGCUGCAUUAUUAUUGCAUCCUAUACAGGCCUUCUGGUGACUGUGCAAGCAUCUAGGAAGACCAUGGAGCAGCACGUGUUAAGGCAGAAAAGCAUGACCAGCAUUCAGACAAUUAUUGUUAAGCUAAGUGUGGCUGUCUGCAUUGGUUUCUUUGUGGCAUGGAGUCCAUAUGCUGUAGUUUCCAUGUGGGCCACCUUUGGACACAUUGAAAGCGUCCCUCCUCUUGCAUUUGCAGUAGCCGCCAUGUUUGCCAAGUCCUCCACCAUCUACAAUCCAAUCAUCUACCUGACGCUGAGACCUAAUUUUCACAGGCUUAUGUGCACAGACCUGCGUACAUGUUUUGAAACAUGUCUAAAGGGCUGCCUCUGCCUCAAGGGUGGAACUAAAUCAAAGCCAAGAAUCAAAGUCAGACUUUGUACGAUCCAACGGGAGACCAACCAGUUCCCUUCAUCCAUUUCUGCAGCUCAACCACCUAUAGUGACUCUAAAGGAUCCCAGCUUUCAAAGGUGCAAGGACAGCUUUGAGCAUUUCCAGUUGUACCCUCAAGUGGGUGGUAUCACUAAUCCUGCCAACACAAACUCAUCAAAACUCCAAGACACCCCAGUUCCCCAAACACAUAAUCAAACGUCUGACAACACGAGCCCUGAGAAUGCCCUGGCCACAAUAAGGACUUCGGAAACAUAUAACUUUAAUAUACAUUUAGAAAUGGUUCAGAGGCACACAAAACAGGCCUGGCCCUGACGAUGAGGUAUCAUAAAAAAAUUCUGGAAAUUUUAUUCCGAAAUUUCUAACAUUAUUCAUGUUUUGGCAGAAAACCAUCGAAAUUAAAUAGACCCGUUUUCUGCUAUGUUUUUCUUUGUGUGUGCAAGCUCUGCUUUACUAAUAGAAUAGAAAAAGAAGACAGAAAUAAAAAAUAUUAUGUUUUUAUGUUGCCUUCACUCAUUUAGUCUGUAUGUUUGUGUAAAUUCUCACUUAUCCAAGACAUGGUAAAUGAUUUAAAUAAGAAUAAAAGCAACUGAACAUGUUUACUUCUCACUGAACAUAUUGACAUAUCAUAAAAGGUGUUUUCCCUAAUUAAACCAAGAAGAUCAGAGUACUGACCAAAUACAUUGCAUUAAAACGCAACACAGUUUGAAAUCUUGUCACUUUUUUGUUUGAAUUGAAAAUACUCUUUGGAUGAGGAGGGAAACAUCUUCAAAAACACAAGCAGAUGUCUAGUUAUCUUUAAAAAAGAAGCAAAUGUAGUUAUUGAAAUUUUGUUUUUGAUGGCUGUUUUAAACAUAAAAAAAUAAAUUAAAGUUUCACAGCAACAUGAUUUAGGACAGUAAAAUCCAGAGAUGUUUUCCAAUUGCAUGAAAUUUGUCAUUUUACCCCACAGACUGUUAUCUAAAACUCAGUCACUACCAUUAAGUGUAUUAAAGCAAACAUCCAUAUGUUUAAAUUAGGGAUGCACAAUAUAUUAGCAUCAAUAUCGGUAUCGGCAGAUGUAACAUAUCAGUGUCGGUCCGAUAAAUAAAACAGGGCCGAUAUUAACAACUGAUAUUUAUUUUCGUUUUGCUUCCAUUUGUUUGCCUGUUUCAGAGGGUGAUGUGUAUUUGCUUAGUCAUGUGACAGUGAUUGUAAUCAUCUCAGAAGUGUAAAUGUGUGCGGUGUGUGUACAUAAUAACGUAAAUUCAGCUUUAUAAUUUCCAUUCUAUACAAAAUCUGCUGAUUUUAGAAGCGUUAAUGGCAGUAUAUCGGUAUCGGCAAAUGUUGUUUAUCGGCUAUAACAGUGAUAUUAACAUCUGAUGUCGGUAUCGUUCCAAAAAAUGUCAUAUCAGCGCAUCCCUAUAUUUCUAUUAGAAUUAAGGUGCUGCAAUAGAGUUUACACAUUGCUUCUAAAUUAUAGGAGUUUUUUAUCUGUAGUGAUGUAAUCCGAGUUAAACAUGGGACAGCUAGUGGAUUUUCUGAUGAGGGGAUGUGACAUAGGCUCUUUACUCACAAAAACUGUGCACAAGAGAAUUACUUGAUCUAAUUUACUUUUCAAUAUUCAUUCCACUGUCAACUCAAACAACAGAUUUUAAAGCCAAUACAAAUUACAUCAUUUGCUCUUUAGUUUUGUGAGCUUCAUAUCAGGCAUUAAAACACAAAUACAAUUGAGUUGAGUCAUAGCAGAAAUAAAAUGUAUGACAAGUUUUUUCAAUAUGUGUACUACCAUCGUUGAGCAUUCAUUCAAGCUAGCAGUAACAGAUCUUUCAAGUUUUUACUUCCACAGAUAUACAUUUUUUAAAAGAAUAAACAAUUCUAAGGGACCAGUGGAAUUAGCUGUAAUAAUAAACAUAAUAUGACACUGGCCUUCAAAAACAAAAUCUGUGCAAAAUUACCUAAUAUGAAAUAAAUAAACAAACGCUAUCAGCUAUCCAUCCAUUUUUGUCCACUUAUUCAGGGUCGGGUCGUGGGGGCAGCAGCCUAAGCAGAGAGGUCCAGACUUCCCUCUCCCCAGCCACUUGGGUCAGCUCCUCCGGGGGAAUCCCAAGGCGUUCCCUGGCCAGCUGAGAAACAUAGUCCCUCCAGCGUGUCCUGGGUGUAUCUUUAGGUCAUGCCCGGUAACCCUCACCAGAGAGGCAUCCUAAACAGAUGGUUGAGCCACCUCAACUGGCUCCUCUCAAUGUGGAGAAGCAGCAGAUCUACAUUGAGCCCCUCCUAGAUGACCAAGAUUGUCACCUUUGUGGAAGCCACCCUACAGAUGAAACUCAUUUCGGGUGCUUGUAUCCCCAGUCUUGUUCUUUCGGUCACUACCCAAAGCUUUUGACCAUAAGUAAGCAUUGGAGCGACCAGUAAAUCGAGAGCUACGCUUUCUAGCUCAGCUAUUUUCACCACGGCAGACCAGUACAACUCCAUCACUGCAGAAGCAGCACCAAUCUGCCUAUCAAUCACGUGCUCCAUCUUUCCCUCACUCGUGAACAAGACCCCGAGAUACCUAAACUCCUCUACCUCGUCCCGAGAAGGACCUUUUCCCUGACCUGGAGAAGGUGUCUACCCUUUUCCAAUCCAAGACCAUAGUCUCGGAUUUAGAGGAGCUGAUUCUCAUCCCAGCUGUGUCAUACUCUGCUGCGAACUGGUCCAGCAAAAGCUGGAGAUCACGUUCUGAUGAAGCCACAGAGGGGUUUUUGACCACCUCAGUGACAUCGGCUCAAGAUAUUGGAGAGCACAACCCAAAGUCUUCAGACUUCGAGGUGCUCCACCCACUCAUCCACAACGUCCUGAGUUGAGGUCAGCAGUGCACCACCCCCACUGUAAACUGUGUUGAUAGUGCCGUUUUCCCCUAGCCUGGCAAGCCAGACUAAAUACAUGUAUUAUUGUUUGCAAAGCAAGAAUUUGGUCUAGUUCACUAGGCUCGU
This is a messenger RNA of Nothobranchius furzeri (turquoise killifish), 4051 nucleotides long. RefSeq names its product opsin-5. Gene Ontology annotation, cellular component: plasma membrane. The record is from RefSeq and is a predicted model, not a curated record. Lineage: Eukaryota; Metazoa; Chordata; Actinopteri; Cyprinodontiformes; Nothobranchiidae. Gene Ontology annotation, molecular function: G protein-coupled photoreceptor activity. Gene Ontology annotation, biological process: G protein-coupled receptor signaling pathway; phototransduction; visual perception.